GUAGGCUCUGCAGUGCUUCGUUACUCUCUUCCUCUCUCCCUUUCUCUGAAUGAAUGCCAACCAAUAAGCCAAUUAUCUGACUGAUUAUGUACGAUUUCCUAACCGGCCUGCUGUUGUAGCGUACAGUUCUACAGGAAGACAACUAUAAAUGGAGGAUUCCGACUUGAAACAAGAUCCGAAGGGCCCGUCUCCACAACACGGCCUGCCUCGUUUGACCCCCGGGGUGACUGUGCACCCUAAUCCGCUACUCUGUCAACCGCGCCACACAGGUCAACACCACCAUCAUGUAUGGCCAUGUCCUCAACAAGAGGUUGAGGUUUGGUGUCCUUCGGCGGAUCUUCCAUUUCAGCAUUUUGAACCGCUCCACGGAGCGCCAUCGAGGGACAGAGAUGGAUGGACCAGCCAGUCCCGAAUGGACUGUGGUCCUCCUGCUGCCUCACACAGCAGGUGGUUUGGCGCAAGCGACGGGUUCAGAUGUUGGGACUGUCAACAAGACGCGACGGUGCGAGCGAGCGUUGACACAAGGAGCAGAGAGAGUGAUUAUGUAGACCGAUGUCAGGAUGACGAGGAGCAGCUCGAGCAACCUUUAUCACUGAGGUCUGACAUCGAUGGCCAAGAAUACAGACCCACGGCCCCCUGUUACACUCACCUGCCACUACAAAACCACUCCGCAGAUUGGCCACUUUACAAUGCACAACAUGGACCAUUCAGAGAGUUGCACUAUGCUGUGAAACCCUACGGCAAUCCACCUCACCCACACUCCGUAUCCUGUCAGGAUGCAAGACCUUGGAUGCAAUACCCACAAAACUGCCUGCGUUCUGGCGCAGAGUCGGCCAACCACUGCAACGCUCAGGGCAGUAUCUCCGUCAACGUGCCGCAGAUCGCCCUACCCCCCGCUGAGCGGUUGGCACAGGUGAGCGUGAUGAACCUGGAGCACCUGGGUCUGGAUGGCGUUCCACCAGGAGAAGGUGCCUACUCCGACCCCAACGAGAGGAGGAAGACUAUCAGUCUACCCGACGAGUGCCGAAACAUUUUUAUUACAUUCUCUGUGGACUCAGCUUCUCAGAUGGUGCCUUUCGCUGAAUUUCUAACAAACCAAGGAUUUCGACCAGCCAUUGACAUAUUUGAUAACCCCAUCAGACGGAUGGACAUCAACAAAUGGAUGGACAGCUAUCUAAAAGAUCCUUCUGUAUUGAUUAUCAUAGCAAUCAGCUCGGGCUACAAGGCAGCCAUCGAGAGGACAGGAAUGGACAGACACAGUCUACACACCAAAUAUAUUUACUCUAUGAUGCAGAAUGAGUUUAUACAGCAAGGAAGCUUGAAUUAUCGCUUUGUGCCAGUUCUCUUACCCCUUGCAACUCAGAGCCAUGUGCCUGGUUGGCUCCAGAACACGCACGUGUACCGCUGGCCGCAGGACAAGGAGAACCUCCUUCUGCGCCUCCUCCGCGAGGAGCGCUACGUCGUACCUCCUGUCCCCAAGGAGCUCACCCUCAUCGUCAAGCCUGUGACGCUCAGCUCCUUAGCCACCUUCUGAGGAGGUGCUGUGUGUGUGGGGUGGGGGUGGGGGGUUCAUGUGUUUGUAAAUGAUGAUGAUGAGCAUAUCAUGUCAAUAGCUGUUUUCAGACAUGUUUUCAGGAUUUUUGCCAUCAGGAGAUUCAACCCAGGGGUUGAUUCAGACUUGCUGCUUUAUAUGCAGACAUCGGUGUCGUUCAGACAUCAGUAGAAACCACCCGGGUGGUUUAGGGGGGUAUAGGGCUUACGAGGGGCGGGAGUCAUGCCAUAUAGGUUGUUGUUGAGUGUGUGUGGUUGAUGGCUGGUUCACAGCUUUUACAGCUUUACCUGGCCCCAGUCAGACAGACAGACUCUGGGGCUGGGUGAGGCCGCACACCUGGGGUGCAUUUGAUGAACAAUGAACACCGGAGCUACCAGCCUAAGAGGUGGAGGACGGGAGGCCUUGCGCAACCGUCUCUGGCCAGCAGCCACUGAACCAGCCAGAAGCAGCCCAGGACCAGCCGCCCCUUUGCUAGCAAGCUCAGCAGCCCGGGAAACCAUGCUCCAGAAGGGAAAUGGGGAUGGUUCAUUUUGGGUAUGGUAACGCUGUUAAUAGUCUGGUUGUUUCUCUUUGGUAUUCUAACCCUGGUCCAAACUCAGAUUAUAUUGGGGGGGUUUCUUUAUGAAGUGGGAGUAGGCUUCAGCUGAGGGUUCUCCCCAGCCUCAAGUAUGGCGUUAGCGGUAUGUGGAGUGUGUGUAGUCGAUGGCUGGUAUAAGCAGCCUCCCCUUGGCAGAGUAAGACUGAGUUGAUUCUGGGGUGGGUGGAACAGAGGGGCUUAGGCUUGAGUAAAAGGUAGGGUUUGUUGGGAGAGGUUCAAUGGUAAGGUCGAUAUAGGACAAUGUUAAUGAUGAUUCAACUUUCAAUGAACAGAAUGAAAAUAGAUUAUGUGAAUCAUGUGAAUCAUCCAUCUUAUUGCAUUGAGUCUAUUAUCAAAAGCUCAUAAUUAAAGUUUUAUAUUUUAUAUUUGGGUUAGGAUGAUGUGUUUGUGUGUUCAUAAAGUGGAUAUGCUGUAUCCUUUUUACAAUUUGUGUUAUAUAUUUUUUUUAUUCAUGUCAUUAUGCUCAGUUUAUAUUAACUUCUGAGGAACUACAUACUUUUCAAUUAAGACUAAGGUUU
Molecule: messenger RNA, 2668 nt
Organism: Gadus macrocephalus (Pacific cod)
Lineage: Eukaryota; Metazoa; Chordata; Actinopteri; Gadiformes; Gadidae
Exons: 10
Coding region: 149-1534 (461 amino acids)
Biological process (GO): humoral immune response; positive regulation of canonical NF-kappaB signal transduction
Source: RefSeq, a predicted model, not a curated record